AUGGACCACAUGUCUCCCAGGCUGAGGGCCUUCCUCUCUGAACCCAUUGGAGAAAAAGAUGUUGCCUGGGUAGAUGGGGUCAGCCGUGAGCUUGCAAUCAAUCUGUGCACCAAAGGUUUCAACAAGGCCUACAUCCUGUUGGGACAGUUCCUUCUGAUGCACAAGAACGAAGCCGAGUUUCAGAAGUGGCUCAUUUGCUGCUGCGGUGCCACCGAGUGUGAGGCCUUGGAGAGCUCGAACUGCCUGAAGGAGUGGUGCUCCUGCUUCCUGUAG
Eubalaena glacialis (North Atlantic right whale) is the source of this 273-nucleotide messenger RNA. It is a transcript of the gene BANF2, whose product is annotated as BANF family member 2. The transcript is spliced from 2 exons. Gene Ontology annotation, molecular function: DNA binding. The coding region runs from base 1 to 273 and encodes 90 amino acids. NCBI's taxonomy places the organism in Eukaryota, Metazoa, Chordata, Mammalia, Artiodactyla, Balaenidae. The record is from RefSeq and is a predicted model, not a curated record.